This is a messenger RNA of Quercus lobata, 1886 nucleotides long. Its product is annotated as adenylate isopentenyltransferase 5, chloroplastic-like. Lineage: Eukaryota; Viridiplantae; Streptophyta; Magnoliopsida; Fagales; Fagaceae. The coding region runs from base 487 to 1494 and encodes 335 amino acids. The record is from RefSeq and is a predicted model, not a curated record. The transcript is spliced from 2 exons. Gene Ontology annotation, molecular function: tRNA dimethylallyltransferase activity. Gene Ontology annotation, biological process: tRNA modification; cytokinin biosynthetic process. Gene Ontology annotation, cellular component: mitochondrion.
UCCAGGCACUGAGGCAAAUUGAGACCAGUACAACCAGUUGUAUACUUGUAUUAGUGUUUUCCCAUCAGUCCUCACCAAAAAUUCCAAGGCCUCUCAUGCUUGUGUUAGAAGGUCAUCGAGCUGGAAAUGCAUCAUCUUAUGUCAUAAAUUCUGAAAAUCCCACAAGUUCUCUAUUACUUGUUCAUACAAUUGCUCUUUUAUCGUACAAUUCUUUUUCCCAAGUGUAAAUAUUGAAGAUAAAAAUUCUUAUAUACCUUUUGUUGGUACAGGCCAAAGAUCUUUUCAAGCCUACAAAAAAAGACCCAUUUCCCACACUGGUUUUUGCUUCUUAUCUUUCACAACCCUUUAUUCCAACCUUUCCUUUUUGGCAAGCUCUCUCGCUCUGCCUUCCUUCCUCUCUCUUUUUCUUUGUGCUUUUUGUGUAUACAAAGAGAAAUUGUAAGCCAAUUUUCUACACAGUUCGCCGCGUUUUGAUAUAUCAAAGGUAUGAAUAUGAUUAAUAUGAGAAUCUAUAUGUCUGCCUGUAAACAAGUACAGCCCCUAGUGAAUUUCCCUGGUGGUCUACCUGGGGGUCUCAACAUGGCACCUCUGUUUCGUCGAGAUAAGGUUGUGAUUGUAGUAGGAGCAACUGGUACCGGCAAGUCAAGGCUUGCCAUUGACUUGGCAACUCGUUUCCAUGCCGAGAUUGUAAAUUCUGACAAAAUGCAAGUUUACAAAGGCCUUGACAUAGUCACAAACAAAGUUACUGAGGAAGAGUGUCGUGGUGUACCCCACCAUUUACUAGGCACAAUUGACCCCAACUCCAAUUUCAGCGCUGAAGAUUUCUGCCACCAAGCUUUGUCAGUUAUGGAAUCAAUUACAUCUCGUGAUCGGCUUCCUAUAAUUGCUGGUGGAUCCAAUUCUUAUAUUUCUGCAUUAGUGAAUCAUCAUGCUGAAUUUCGAAUGAAAUACGAGUGUUGCUUUUUAUGGGUAGAUGUGUCGUUGCCUGUUCUUCAUUCAUUUGUGUCUGAACGAGUAGACAAGAUGGUUGAAGCUGGAUUGGUGGAGGAGGUGAGGAGAUUGUUUGAUCCAGAAGCUGAUUACUCGCGUGGAAUACGACGUGCAAUUGGGGUACCUGAAUUGGACCAAUAUCUACGCUUUGGAGUUAGAGCUGAUGAAAGAACCCGAGAUCGGCUUCUUAAGGUAGCCAUUUCAAAAAUCAAGGAGAACACAUGUAUGUUAGCUUGGCGUCAAUUGCAAAAGAUUCAACAACUUCAUGACCAAUGGGAAUGGGAUAUGCAUCGGCUCGACGCUACUGGGGUAUUCCUAAAUCGUAGCAAGGAGGCCGAUGAGGCAUGGAAUAGACACGUGGCAGAACCUAGCUUAAAUAUAGUACGGAAAUUCCUAUACGAAGAUUGUGUGCCUAACAUUGUUUCCCACGAAGUCGCAGUUGCUACCGCUACUAUGAUUGGUGUGCCUAUCCCUAUGGCAACUGUGGCUACAGCAUGUCGCUAGUAAGGAAUGUUGUGUGGGACCCACGAAAUCCGCCCAUCUCUGCUCUGAUGAUGCCACGUGGCAAGCUGGUAACACACCCUCUUUCUAAUUUUUAUUUUUAAUUUUUUGGUUUAUGGUAAGAAUUAAAAGUGGAUAAGAAACAAAAGAAGAAAAAUUACGGCUUGGUGCUUAGAGGGUAGUUGCUGUCAGGUCGUUUCUAAGUACUUAACAUUUGGGAAUUGGCGGCCGUACAGUUGGAGCAUUUUAGGGAUCCGUGCGGACAAGCUAUACUUUAUAAAAAAAAUUAAAAAAAAAAAAAAAAGGCUCCUUUUAGGGGUUCCGUACUAUAUUGUGCGCCUGCAUCAAUCAUGAUACAAAGUAGGCUUUGGUUGAUUCUCAAAAAAAAAAAAAAA